AUGUGGAGGAUGCAGGAGGGCAGGACCGUGUCGCCUCUAGGACCGGUCGUUCUACCGCGCGAGGAAGCCGAUAUGCGUGCCGGGCUGUCGCUGCCGCCUCAAGAAAGGAGGCACGUGUUGAUCCACGUACGCGCCGCGGAGCCGUUCGCGCGCUACGACGCCGCGCGUCAGCAACACUCGCCGUCGACCUCGCCGAUCCUGCGAUCCGUCGAGAAGGACUUUCGCGAGACGGACGACGAGAUCAGGGACAAGAGGAUGGACACGGAGAUCGAGGAGGAGGAGCAGGACGAGGAGGAAGAGGACGAGCCCGAGCAUGAGAGGAACGUCACCCUGAGGAGGAACAUCGCCGAGGACGAGGACGACGAUGAGGAGCAGGAGGAAGAGGACGAGGAGAUGCAUCCCGGGAGUCGCAACGGUAACUACCAGGAGGACGAGGACGUCGAGGUGGACGUAUGCCGCGACGAAGUCGACGAGAGCAACCCCAGCAGCCCCGUGGACCUCACCGCCCCGUCGUCGAGGGGCGCCGGGUCCGAUCAGUUCCUGAACCCGUUCGCGAACCGCGGCGUGCAUUCUUUCUCUUGUGUUCAAAGCGCUGGCCACGGGACACCCGUGUAUAUAGCCGCGCACGCCGCCGCGGCAUCGACGGUGAUGACCGUCUGCACUUCCGGCAACGCGGCCAGGACGACUGGCGCCGCGACGGGCAGCAUCACCACCACCGCCAGCACCGUCCAAGCAAAGAAGAGGUGUUUAGCGUUCUCGGUGGAGAAUAUACUGGAUCCCAAUAAGUUCACCGGCGGACGCGUCGUUAACAGUACCCAUCAGCAUCGGCGACAUCGGCGGGCCGAUAGCGUGCACGAAGAUGGGGACUCGCGGGGUGAGUUCGCCUGCGGCAGCGGCCAGGAGGACGAGGAGGGCACGCCCGACACGGGGAUGGAGGACAUGGACGAGGACCAGGAGGAGGAGGAGGAGGACGAGGACGUGGAGAUGAAAGGGACGGACCAGGACUCGUCGAACGCCGGCAGGGAGAACAGCAACGCGGCUACCAGCCACGUGUCGUCGUCCAGCUGCAAGAAGAGGCAGUCGUCGUCGUCGUCGUCGUCGUCGGGUAGCGUGCAGGCACAGGGGUGUCAGGGUCAGAACCAGAGUAGCCAGAAUGGCACCGGCGGUAGCGGCGGGACGGGCGGCAAGCCCAGAAGGGCCAGGACAGCGUUCACCUACGAGCAGCUGGUCGCCCUGGAGAACAAGUUCAAGACCACCAGAUACCUGUCCGUCUGCGAGCGUCUGAACCUGGCGCUGUCCCUCUCGCUGACCGAGACCCAGGUGAAGAUCUGGUUCCAGAACCGGCGCACCAAGUGGAAGAAACAGAAUCCCGGGCUGGACGUCAACAGUCCGACGGUGCCCACCACGCCGCCACACCCCUCGCCUUACGCGCCCGCGUUCCUCUUCGCCACCCACCCCCACCAACACCCACUUCCCCACACCCACGGCCACCCACAUCCGCACGCACACGUCCAUCAUCCGCCGCCCGUCCCGCCGCCACCUGGCUAUUAUCACCCAGCCGCGCCACCUUAUCCUCCGACCGGACCGACGUUCUUCGGUCAUCAUCUGUCCGCAAGCCCCGCGACGCCCGCCGGACCCCCGCCCACCUCCACACCCUCCAGCACAGGGCUCACGCUCUCGACGCAUCCACAUCCGCACACGCACCCGCACGCGUAG
This is a messenger RNA of Colletes gigas, 1716 nucleotides long. Its product is annotated as myosin tail region-interacting protein MTI1. The transcript has 2 exons. NCBI's taxonomy places the organism in Eukaryota, Metazoa, Arthropoda, Insecta, Hymenoptera, Colletidae. Gene Ontology annotation, molecular function: RNA polymerase II cis-regulatory region sequence-specific DNA binding; DNA-binding transcription factor activity, RNA polymerase II-specific. Gene Ontology annotation, cellular component: nucleus. The record is from RefSeq and is a predicted model, not a curated record. Gene Ontology annotation, biological process: regulation of transcription by RNA polymerase II; cell differentiation. Bases 1 to 1716 code for a protein of 571 amino acids.